AUGAGGAGCAGCUUCCUGUCAGAGUCGCCGUGCGACGAGCAGCACAUCCAUGGAUAUGGCUUCAACCCGCAGUCAUGGCUGCAGGUGGAGCGAGGGAAGCUGCCCAAGUCGUCCUACUCGCCUUCCUCCAUUGAGUCACUCAUCAAGAUUGCUGAGCCGCCUGUAGUGCCGUUGUACAAACCUUUGGAUUAUGUUGAGGUGCUGUCAAGGAUCCACGAGGAGCUUGAACAAUGUAGCCCGAGCGAGCGGCCAGGGCUGUACUUGGUCCAGUCCCAGGUGUUUCGGGGCCUUGGGGAGGCAAAAUUGCGCCAGAGGAGUCUCCACUCUGCCUGGCGCUGUGCAAGCGCCGUCCAUGAGAAAGUCAUAUUUGGGGCGUGGCUGCGUUACGAGAAGCGGGGGGAGGAGAUCAUAUCUGACGUCCUUGCAUCAUGUCGGAAAUGCUGUCGAGAGUUUGGUCUACUUGAUGUUGCUUCCGAGAUGCCUGUGCGGAAUUUUGAGGUGAUUGGUUCAUGGGAGACAGGCUCCUCAUCUCAACUUUCUUCCAUGGUAACCUUCCAAAUACAGGAUGGUAGGGUGACAUGUGAUAGGUGCAAGAUUGCGUCUUUGUCAAUACCAUUUUGCUCCAUGCUUAAUGGGCCGUUCACUGAGUCACAGCUUGAGCUUGUUGAUUUGUCAGAGAAUGGAACUUCCGAUUGUCUAGCUGAUGAUCUAGUAAUUAGCCUCUUCUUAGGUGCAACUGCACAGCAACAACUUAUCAUGGUUGGGCAGGCGUCCUUUUUGUUGUAUUGCUUGCUUAGUGAAGUAGCAAUGAACAUUGAUCCGAGGACAGACACAACUGUAUUCUUGUCAGAGAAGCUUGUUCAGCUAGCAGUUACCCCUACUCAGAAGCAAAUAGCUUUUCAUCAACUUGGAUGCAUUAGACUUUUGAGAAAAGAAUAUAGUGAAGCUGAACAUGGAUUUGAGGUUGCCUUCUCUGCGGUCAUGUGUAUUCGAUUGCUGAGGUCGUUGUAUUCUGAAGGUGAUAGAAAGCUGGCAGACCUUGACAAAGCAAGUGAGCUGGAUCCUACUCUCACUUACCCUUACAUGUAUCGAGCUGCAUCCUUGAUGAGAAAGAAAGAUGCUAAACUUGCCUUAGAGGAAAUUAAUCGACUCUUGGGUUUCAAGUUAGCAUUGGAGUGCCUGGAGCUAAGGAUCUGUCUAUACUUGGCUCUUGAAGACUAUAAGUCUGCCAUCUGUGAUAUCCAUGCGAUUCUUACUCUUUCACCUGAUUAUCGGAUGUUGGAAGGGCGUGUAGCUGCUUCCAAAAUAGGCACUCUUCUGGGUGCACAUGUCGAGCAGUGGAAUACAGCUGAGUGUUGGCUACAACUUUAUGGCGCUGUGAUCUAUCGGAUGCUUGAGUCAGAUGCAGCAAAAGGUGUCCUGUACUUUAGGCAAUCUUUGCUGCUCCUUAGGUUGAACUGUCCUGAGGCAGCGAUCGCGCGUUUGCAAUUGGCAAGGCAUCAUGCAGCAACUGAGCAUGAACGACUAGUCUAUGAGGGGUGGCUUUUGUAUGACACAGGGCACUGUGAGGAGGCCCUACAAAAAGCGGAAGAAUCUAUUUCUAUUCAAAGAUCAUUUGAGGCGUUCUUUCUGAAAGCCUAUGUUUUGGCCGACUCAGGAGUUGAUCCUUCUUAUUCCUCGACUGUUAUCUCGCUUCUUGAAGAUGCAUUGAAAUGCCCUUCAGAUCGGCUUCGGAAGGGUCAGGCAUUGAAUAACCUUGGUGGUGUCUAUGUUGAUUGUGGCAAGUUAGACUCAGCAGCUGAUUGCUAUACAAGUGCAUUGAAGAUUCGACACACUAGAGCCCAUCAAGUGCUGAUGGAUAGCCACAAGGAGAACGAUGCAAUAGCGGAGCUCAGCCGUGCGAUAUCCUUCAAAGCCGACCUGCACUUGCUGCAUCUCCGGGCAGCUUUCCAUGAGCACAUCGGGGAUGUACCGAGCGCUCUCCGUGAUUGUAGAGCCGCCCUUUGCUUGGACCCGAAUCACCAGGAAAUGCUGGAGCUUCAGAAACGUGUGAACAGCCAAGAGCCCUGA
Miscanthus lutarioriparius is the source of this 2070-nucleotide messenger RNA. The record is from the annotation of a GenBank genome assembly. NCBI's taxonomy places the organism in Eukaryota, Viridiplantae, Streptophyta, Magnoliopsida, Poales, Poaceae.